AUGUCACGCAGUAAUCAGAUGACUGGGUUUGAUGUUGGAUAUCUGAAUCUGGACAUCCUUGAGCCAUAUCUGAGGCUCGAUGCGCAACGAUCCAACCCACGUCUUGCUCACAUCCCUGAGCCGUGGGUGCUCCGUGGGCAGCUAUUGCGUGCCUUUCAAAAAUUCCCAGAUCGCUUGAUGAGCGACGAGUUCCAGCGCGUCACAGAAAGACGUGAUGCAGGCACCUAUCGCGCCAGAGUGGUGAGCAGAUACCAGGGAGUGCGCGACUUCUUUCCAUCCGCUGCAGAAUUGGAGCCUUGGUUUGAGUCCGUCCGAGAACGCGUGCGAGUGAUUCGACACAAUUUGGGCGUCCCUGAUACCUACGUUGAUGUGGACUCAAGCGACAUGAUGUACAACGGCUACUCUGACCUUAUACGUAGCCACCUUUCGGAAAUGGACGAGACGGUCACCCAUCAUGCAAUGAAGUGUUUCCUCCGCUUGGAAGGCACAGAUCCCGCCGGCCUCCAUCCUGGGCUACGAAUAACAUAUGCUCGAGAUGCUGGCAUCCAGAACGCGGCUCCCACUGACUUUGCUAUUCGGUCGUUCCUAAGUCUCUCGCCUGAGUCGGCGAGCGUCGAGUACUUGCGUCAUACGGGAACGUUUAGCCUCGACGUUGUAGCCCGGGCGUGUGAUCCUGCAGAUCCUACCUGCAGCGUUUGUCAAGAAGAUUACGACAAUAGUCACCGACCGGUCCGGACAAUACUUUGCAAACACAAUUUUGGUGCAGAGUGCUUAAAGGGGUGGAUUGAUAGACUAGGUUGGUCUGUAACUUGUCUCAUGUGUCGUCAACUUCUUGAACCGCAACCUAGGCCAGAUCUUGACGCAGAAUUCGAUGGUGUUAUUUGCUACAUUUAGCCAUCUGGUUCUCUCCAGUCGACAUUCAUUCGGCAAAUGCCCUGGCUUGCUUUCUUUUCCAAAACUGAACUACUAGACCAGUACGUUCCACGUGAACGUGGCUAAUUCAAUAAAGAAACUUCUCUACCUUUACCUUAUCAUACCCGGCGCUUAGAAUGUUACUCCAUGCGUUGAUUUGCGUGAUAUAAGUUUAUAGU
This is a messenger RNA of Mytilinidion resinicola, 1091 nucleotides long. RefSeq lists its product as uncharacterized. The record is from RefSeq and is a predicted model, not a curated record. Bases 1 to 894 code for a protein of 297 amino acids. NCBI's taxonomy places the organism in Eukaryota, Fungi, Ascomycota, Dothideomycetes, Mytilinidiales, Mytilinidiaceae. The transcript is spliced from 2 exons.